AUGGCAAUCACGAUCACGAAAGUUACGACCCACGCCUUGGGUGACGCCGAGGCUCUUAACUUUACAACGUUUAAAAACAUCGUGGGUGGAAAACUUGUUGACACAAAGGAACACCGACGUGGGAUGAACCCGGCAACUUUGGCUCAACUUCCAGAUGUACCUAUUGCCACGGAACAAGACCUUGACAAUGCUGUGGAAUCUGCUACGGCCGCUUUCAAGACAUGGUCCUGCACACCCUAUGUAGAACGCAGAGCAGCUCUACUGCGCUUUGCAGACGCAUUUGAAGCGAAAGCCAAAGAAUUUGUUCAGAUGCUCACAGUUGAGCAAGGCAAGCCGAUCUUCCAAGCCGAGAUUGAAGUCAGUACUGCGGUGCAAUGGAUUCGGUCAACAGCAGAAUUGGGCGAUGUUGGAAAAGACGAAGUCAUCGAGGACAACUCGGAUCGGAAGGUUAUUGUUCGACACACACCCCUUGGAGUGGUCGCUGCCAUUGUCCCUUGGAACUUUCCUAUCCUGCUUGAGAUUGCGAAACUGGCGCCCGCGCUCCUAACGGGGAACACCCUAAUCAUCAAACCUUCGCCGUUUACGCCCUACAGCGGCUUGAAGAUUGCAGAGCUAGCACAGUCUUUCUUCCCUCCUGGUGUUGUUCAAGCGUUGAGUGGGAAUGAUAGCUUAGGGCCUUGGAUAGUUGCGCACCCAGGCGUUCAAAAAAUAUCCUUUACCGGUUCCACAGCGACUGGAAAACUGGUCGCAGCUUCUGCGGGACGGACGCUCAAGCGUGUGACACUCGAGUUGGGCGGCAAUGACGCUGCUAUCGUGUGUAAGGAUGUGGACAUCCAGACGACAGCCGCGAAGGUCGCCACAUUUGCAUUCCUGAAUGCCGGACAGAUAUGCAUGGCAAUCAAGCGCGUCUAUAUCCAUGAGAGUAUUUACGACGAAUUCCUUGACGCUAUGACCGCUUAUGUCAAGACACUGGCAGUCGGUAAUGGUUUGGAUGAUGGCGUUUUCUGUGGACCAGUGCAAAACAAGUUGCAGUACGAGCGUGUGCAAGAGUUUCUAACUGAUGCCAGGAAAAAAGAUCAAAAGAUUGCCGUUGGUGAGCAAACUUGUAGCAGACUUGGCUAUUUCGUCAACCCUACUAUUAUCGAUAAUCCAGGAGAUGACUCUAAGAUCGUGCUCGAAGAGCCGUUUGGUCCAAUCCUCCCCAUCAUGCCUUGGUCCUCCGAGGACGAGGUCAUCAUCCGUGCCAAUGACACGAAUAUGGGUCUCGCUGCGUCUGUCUGGAGUCGUGACUUGGAGCAAGCCGAACGCCUUGCACGUCAAAUAGAUGCUGGUACCGUCUGGAUCAACAAACACUUUGACCCUUUACCCAACGCGCCAUUUGGCGGUCACAAAGAUUCUGGCAUUGGCGUUGAAUUUGGAAUUGCUGGAUUGCAAGGCAUGUGCAAUUCACAGACUAUAGUGUUCAACAAAGUCUAA
Penicillium riverlandense is the source of this 1476-nucleotide messenger RNA. RefSeq names its product aldehyde dehydrogenase family protein. Gene Ontology annotation, molecular function: aldehyde dehydrogenase (NAD+) activity. The record is from RefSeq and is a predicted model, not a curated record. The transcript has 3 exons. NCBI's taxonomy places the organism in Eukaryota, Fungi, Ascomycota, Eurotiomycetes, Eurotiales, Aspergillaceae. Bases 1 to 1476 code for a protein of 491 amino acids.